Molecule: messenger RNA, 534 nt
Organism: Cooperia oncophora
Lineage: Eukaryota; Metazoa; Nematoda; Chromadorea; Rhabditida; Trichostrongylidae
Source: the annotation of a GenBank genome assembly
AUGGACGGUGAAACACGUAAACUGAAAAAGGUGACAGUACUUAUGGAUUCCGGUGCCGAAUGUUCCUUUAUUGACACCACUCUGGCAGAAGAACUCCACUUGACGAAAAUAGUUAAUACCACCCUUCGUGUACUGACCGUUGGCUCAGAUGAAGUCAUCGCGAUUGCGAGUCGAAAGGUACCAUCAGACAUAUGGGAUGAAAACGUGGCCCUCAGGAUGGAGCUUUUCACUCAUGACAUUGUGACGAGAUGUGAUCAGAUUUGGCAACUUAUUAGACAAGACCAGACUCACAUCCGUCUACCCUCUGGCUUACACCUGCUACCGACACGUAUCGGACACCUAUUGACAGGGCGGCUUCACAACGCCUGCCAAGUGACACCACUACUGAAGAAGGACGAUGGUUUGCCGGAAUGGGACAAAUUUUGGUCUCUGGAAACAAAAACUCUCAUGAUGAACAACAACUCUGGGAUCAGUAUUGGCACCAUGGAAAAAGACGGAAUAGAGGACUUUGCCGGAACAGUAGCGAUACAAUAA